Molecule: messenger RNA, 3961 nt
Organism: Xenopus tropicalis (tropical clawed frog)
Lineage: Eukaryota; Metazoa; Chordata; Amphibia; Anura; Pipidae
Gene: man1a2
Product: mannosidase, alpha, class 1A, member 2
Exons: 14
Coding region: 1451-3382 (643 amino acids)
Biological process (GO): carbohydrate metabolic process
Cellular component (GO): membrane; endomembrane system
Molecular function (GO): mannosyl-oligosaccharide 1,2-alpha-mannosidase activity; calcium ion binding
Source: RefSeq, a predicted model, not a curated record
UUGGUUCCGGCAGCCUGGCGUCUCCAUGGCAGCCCCUCCUCGCCCCUCCCACCCGGCCAAGAUGGCGCCGGUAACUAUUACGGUGUGAGGCAGAGGCGGAGCUGCGGUGACAGGGAGCGGAGCGGGGAGGCUCGGCCGGCACUGAGGGUUUAAUAGUGUUAAGGGCUCGGCUCAUCGGCGGAACCUGCGGCUUUACGGGACUGUCGUACGCCCAGCGCGGCCUGGAUUCCUGGAUCUCCAUCAUCACUGCCCGGGGGUAGCGGGGUAGCUUCGGCUCUCAUCUUAAUUGCCCCUGGGAUAACUGGAAUCCAGCCCAUCGCUUCAUAAUUGCCCCUGGGGUGACUGGCCCCCUACAGAUCCUAUCAGAACUGCCCCUGGGGUGACUGGCCCCCCUGGGGGUGACUUCCCCCCUAUAGAUCCUAUCAGAACUGCCCCUGGGGUGACUUCCCCCCUAUAGAUCCUAUCAGAACUGCCCCUGGGGGUGACUUCCCCCCUACAGAUCCUAUCAGAACUGCCCCUGGGGUGACUUCCCCCCUACAGAUCUUAUCAGAACUGCCCCUGGGGGUGACUUCCCCCCUACAGAUCCUAUCAGAACUGCCCCUGGGGUGACUUCCCCCCUACAGAUCCUAUCAGAACUGCCCCUGGGGGUGACUUCCCCCCUAUAGAUCUUAUCAGAACUGCCCCUGGGGGUGACUGCCCCCCUAUAGAUCCUAUCAGAACUGCCCCUGGGGUGACUUCCCCCCUACAGAUCCUAUCAGAACUGCCCCUGGGGUGACUUCCCCCCUAUAGAUCCUAUCAGAACUGCCCCUGGGGGUGACUUCCCCCCUACAGAUCCUAUCAGAACUGCCCCUGGGGGUGACUUCCCCCCUACAGAUCCUAUCAGAACUGCCCCUGGGGUGACUGCCCCCCUAUAGAUCCUAUCAGAACUGCCCCUGGGGGUGACUUCCCCCCUAUAGAUCCUAUCAGAACUGCCCCUGGGGGUGACUUCCCCCCUAUAGAUCCUAUCAGAACUGCCCCUGGGGGUGACUGCCCCCCUAUAGAUCCUAUCAGAACUGCCCCUGGGAGUGACUGCCCCCCUGCGCAUCCAGUCAGAAUCGCCCGGGAGAUAACUUUUGCUAUAAUUGCCCCUGGGGCAACUGGCUACCUGUAGGUCUAAUAACAUUUAUCUGCCCUGGAUCCCCAGCUGCAAGGAGCUACAACCCUAACUGCCUUGCCCUAAGGGUACCGGAGCCUAAGGACCCAGGAGCCGGGAGUGUGUGGCUCUGCUGGAACCCAGGAUGGAAUAAGCGGGCAGAGUGGGCGAUACCCCGAUUUCCUGGCAGCGGAUACUGGAGAUUCUGUUGCCCCAUUUGCCCCCGUGCCCAACUAGAAGGAACUCUCAAUGCAUUGUACAUUCGGUAUAACAUGAUACCCGCCCUGCAUUAGGAGUGACUGCUCUGUAACUGCCGCCAUGACCACCCCAGCCCUUCUGCCGCUCACGGGGCGCCGGAUCCCGGCUCUGAACCUCGGACCUUCGUCAUUUCCGCACCAUCGGGCCACCCUGAGGCUCUCGGAGAAAUUCAUUCUGCUUCUCAUCCUCAGUGCCUUUAUCACCCUGUGUUUCGGGGCUUUCUUUUUCCUCCCCGACUCCUCCAAGCACAAACGCUUUGACUUGGGCCUGGAGGAUGUGCUUAUUCCUCAUAUAGAAUCUAAUAAAGGAGCCAAGAACUCCGGGAGCGUUCUCAUCCACGGCCAAGGCCACGACGAGCACCGACACAGGGAGGAGGAGGAGCAGCUGAGGAACAAGAUCCGCGCCGACCAUGAGAGGGCGCUAGAGGAGGCCAAAGAGAAGCUGAAGAAGUCGCGGGAUGAGAUCCGGGCCGAGAUCCAGACAGAGAAGAGCAAACUGGCCGAGGAGCUAAAGAAAAAGGAUAACCCGCCCCCUCCUCUGGCCCCCGUGCCCAACCUCCCAGAGAUAAAGAAUGGGGAUCCCGGGGACCCCGACAUCCGAGAGAAACGGGACAAAAUUAAAGAGAUGAUGAAACAUGCCUGGGACAACUACAAGCAGUACGGCUGGGGCCACAAUGAGCUCAAACCCAUUGCCAGGAAGGGCCACUCCACUAACAUAUUUGGAAAUUCCCAGAUGGGAGCCACAAUAGUCGAUGCCCUGGACUCACUGUACAUUAUGGGGCUCCUGGAUGAAUUCAGGGAAGGACAGGAGUGGGUGCAAAAUAACUUGGACUUCAGUGUAAAUGCCGAAGUGUCCGUAUUUGAGGUGAACAUCCGGUUCAUUGGUGGGUUGUUGGCAGCGUUCUACCUAUCUGGGCAGGAGGUAUUUAAGAACAAGGCUGUUCUGCUGGCAGAGAAGCUGCUCCCUGCGUUCAACACCCCAACUGGAAUCCCGUGGGCUAUGGUGAACCUCAAAACUGGUGUUGGCAGGAACUGGGGCUGGGCGUCGGCAGGGAGCAGUAUCCUGGCAGAGUUUGGCACCCUACACCUGGAGUUUGUGCACCUCAGUUACCUGACCGGGAACCCUGUUUAUUAUAAUAAGGUUAUGCACAUCCGGAAGCUCCUGCAGAAGAUGGAUCGACCCAAUGGGCUGUUUCCCAACUACCUGAACCCCAGGACGGGGCGCUGGGGGCAACACCACACGUCGGUGGGAGGCCUGGGAGACAGCUUCUACGAGUACCUGCUGAAGGCAUGGCUGGUAUCGGACCGCAGCGACAUAGAGGCUCGCCAUAUGUACGACAGCGCCAUUGAAGCCAUAGAGAGACACCUGGUCCGCAAGUCCAGCGGGGGCCUGACGUUUAUCGGCGAGUGGAAGAACGGCCACUUGGAACGGAAGAUGGGUCACCUGACCUGCUUUGCGGGCGGCAUGCUGGCGCUGGGUGCCGACGGCUCCCCCGGAGAGAAGGCCGGCCACUACCUACAGCUGGGGGCUGAGAUUGCCCACACGUGCCACGAGUCUUACGACCGGACAGUGCUGAAGUUGGGCCCGGAGGCCUUUAAGUUUGAUGGCGGCGCGGAGGCGGUGGCCGUACGACAGAAUGAGAAGUAUUACAUCCUGAGACCGGAGGUCAUUGAGACUUAUUGGUACAUGUGGCGCUUUACCCACGACCCAAAAUACCGGCGGUGGGGCUGGGAGGCUGCUCAGGCCAUAGAUAAGUACUGCAGGGUGAGCGGGGGCUUCUCUGGAAUCAAAGACGUCUAUUCCUCCUCCCCGACCUACGAUGAUGUGCAGCAGAGCUUCUUCCUGGCCGAGACCCUGAAGUAUCUGUACCUUCUCUUCUCCAGCGACGACCUGUUGCCAUUGGAUAACUGGGUGUUCAACACAGAGGCCCACCCUUUGCCAGUCAUCCAUUUGGUGAAUAGCACUCUUCCUGGUAACCCUGUGGCACGAUAGGGACUGCCCCAGGCAGGGGCCAUUUAUUUGGGACCAUUUCAGGCCUAAAGGGGCUACUUAAGACUCAGUGAUGAGAGUCCAACAGCACCGGCCCCGGGGCCCAAUUCCAUUUCCUUUCAUGUACCUGCACCCCUAUCUGCUGGCGGAACGAGAUUAGACGACAGGCAGUGGGGGGGUAUUUGCUGACCAAACUGCCCUGCUUGGGGGAGGAGCCUGGCAAGUCCUUACUGACCAAAAACCCUGGAGAGCGACCGGACACGUUCGAGGAACUGGAGACAAAACGAGGAGCGUCGUCCGUUUUAUGAAAGGAACAUUCUGGCACCAGACUGAACUUUUGGGGGGGGUGGGAGCGUCACUUUGUACCCCAACACAGUAACUGGCAGAGAACUGGUUAAAAACACAUUCAUUAUGUUACUCUUGGAUUAGCAGCCCAUUGGGCCCCGAGAGUAGGGGCUCUGCGGGCGCCCCGCCCCCUCCCCACGGACACUGCACCCCACUUUCCUUUUCUUAUGUUUUGGGUUCCUAGUGGCAUGAGCUAAACACUGAGCUGGGGAUUAAAGAGACGGUGUACAGGCCUAA